Molecule: messenger RNA, 3293 nt
Organism: Helianthus annuus (common sunflower)
Lineage: Eukaryota; Viridiplantae; Streptophyta; Magnoliopsida; Asterales; Asteraceae
Product: receptor-like protein 13
Exons: 10
Coding region: 93-3275 (1060 amino acids)
Molecular function (GO): protein binding
Source: RefSeq, a predicted model, not a curated record
UCUAUUUAAGAGCUACCCAACGAUACAAAUUUACCAUAUAUCUUUUAGUCUCUACUGAAACAGUGAUAAAAAUUUCUUCAUUUGUUACAAAUAUGAAGAGUACGUGUUUAAGUAAGUGUAAGUCAUGGUUGUUUAUUUUCAUGAUGUUGCUUAUCUUCAAGGUUGGGUGUAUACAAGGUAUUUGUAUAGAAGAUGAAAGAAGGGCAUUGCUUGAAAUUAAAGCUUCCCUUCAGGAGUUUGCAAACUACUAUGGAGUAGACAAUCUUCUCUCCACUUGGGUUGAUAAUGGCAGCCAAGAAUGCUGUGCUUGGGAGAGGAUUAAGUGUGAGACAACCACCGAGUAUGUAACACACCUGUCUUUGAGCAACAUGCUUGGAGAUCACGAUUCACACUACGAUUAUUAUUUGCGACCAAAGUGGCGGUUAAACUUCUCUCCCUUUCUUCGUUUUAAAGAGUUGAGAAGUCUCGAUUUGUCAUAUAAUGAUCUUGACGAUAUGAUUGCGACCACAGGACUUGAAAGGUUGUCAAGUUUGAAGAAGUUGGAGAAACUAAAUCUCAGCACUAAUUAUAUUCAAACCGACAUCUUUCGUUCAUUUGGUUCAAUCAUAUCACUCAAAGUUUUAGAUCUUAGUUACCUUUAUGGAGAUAACCAAUACCCACUUCCUCAUGAUAUUUCCGAACUGUCCGCUUUGAAAAACUUGGAGGUAUUGGAUGUUACCGGAUGUAGCUAUUAUGGAACCAUACAAAUGCAAGGUUCUGACACAAUAACUCCAUUAAGAAAACUGAAAAUUCUAAAUCUUGGGUGGAACGAUUUCAACGAAAGCCUUAUACCAUUUUUAAGUUCUCUUCGGUCACUCAGAAUUCUAGAUCUUUCCUUUAACAGGAUCUUCGAAUCAUUUCCCUGUCAAGCAUUAAGUCAUUUACCUAAUCUGGAGAAGUUAGAUUUAAGUUCGAGCAGUUUUAUUAAUGGCACAGCAAGUAACGAAGGUUGUAAGAGCUUAAUGAGAUUAAAGAAUCUAGAGAGUAUAUCCAUGCAAUAUAGCGACUUAAACAAGAGCAUGAUAUCAUGCCUAAGUUUCCUUCCAUCACUCAAGAUUCUUAAUCUUCGUUAUUCUCGGAUACUGGGAAGUUCCUUUCCAAUGCAAGAAUUUUCUUUGUUGAGGAAGUUAAAGACACUUGACUUGAGCUUUUGUGAUCUUCACUCACUCACUUUAAAUGAGCUCCAUAAUCUACGCGACUUAGAAGUCCUCCUCUUGAAUGAUAACCAAUUCAAUGGAACAUUACCGGUGGAAGAUUUGAAAUAUUUUCACCAUCUGAAGGCCUUAGAUUUGAGUUACAACAAUUUUGUUGGAAGCAUCCCAUCAACAAUAAAGUUAUUAUAUUCUCUUGAAGUUGUCUCGUUCGCUCACAAUAAUCUAAACGGGUCGUUAUCCAAUCAUGGAUUGUUGGAAUUAAAGAACCUCAAAGAGCUCGAUCUUAGUCACAACAUGUUUGAUGGAAAAUUAUUUGAAUGUUUCAAUAAGCUGUCGUCUCUUACGUUGUUUGAUAUUUCUUCAAAUCGAUUCACCGGAGUAAUUCUGCCGUCGGUUAUUGCUAAUCUCAAAUCUCUCAAGUACAUAGAUUUUAGCCAUAACAAAUUUGAAGGUUCGUUCUCAUUCAGCUCAUUCUCAAGUAACAAAAACCUUGAGGUUGUUGCAUUCAUAAAUGAGAAUGACACGUUAACGGUGGAAACAGAGGAGCCUAUAGGUUGGACUCCAAUGUUCAGGUUGAAAGUUCUUAUACUGUCAAAUUGCAACUUAAAUAGGCAGAAAGGAAGUGUAGUUCCUGGCUUUCUACUUCAUCAGAAUGAAUUACAGGAACUAGACAUGUCACACAACUCUUUAAAGGGACAAUUUCCAAAUUGGUUAAUUAAAAAUAACACAAUGCUGGAAGUUCUUAGUCUGAGAAACAAUUCAUUUGGCGGCAAGUUUUCUUUGGCGUUUUAUACGAAUAGGAAUACACAGAAAUUGGAUGUGUCCGACAAUGACAUUAUAGGUGAUAUUCCUAGAGAUAUACAAAAGUACCUUCCCCAUAUAACUCGGUUGAAUUUAUCCAGAAAUUCUUUACAUGGUGUAAUCCCGUCUUCAGUUGGUGAUUUGAGUUUGCUAGAACACCUGGAUCUAUCUCAUAAUGCCUUGUCUGGGGAAGUACCAAUUGAAUUGUUCACAAACCUCCCUAAUUUGGAGAUAUUAAAACUAUCAAACAACACUUUUCAUGGCGAGGUACUUUCAAGAAACUUAAAUUGGUAUAACAUUGACCGGCUUCACUUAGAUAGCAACUCUUUCACCGGGAAAAUUGGAAGUGAAACAAGUGACGAAAUAAUAGCAAUAACUUCCACUGGUAGAAUAAGUCUUUUGGAUAUUAGCAAUAACCUUUUUACCGGUUUGGUCCCUGUUUGGAUAAGUGACUUGCCUUACAUGAGGGAACUUGUGAUAAGAAAUAAUAGCUUGGGAGGUUCGUUUUCUUGUGGAACAGCUCCAUUCACGUUUCUUGAUAUAUCAAAAAAUUAUUUUUCAGGACCUAUCCCAUCGUGCUUAAAUUUCCAAGGUUUGAAGCAUCUCCAUUUGAGUUCGAACAAAUUUACAGGACCAAUUCCUGGUUCCUUCUGGAACUUGAGUAAUGCUUUAACUUUAGAUAUAGGCGACAAUCACUUGUCAGGCAGGAUUCCUGAAUUUCUUGGUGAACUGUCAAAUUUAAGGAUUCUUAUUCUGAGAAAAAAUAACUUUAGUAAUUCUAUUCCCAACGAGUUGUGCAAGUUAACUAAUGCAAGUCUAAUUGAUCUAUCCAAUAACUUCCUCUCUGGUUCAAUACCUAGCUGCCUACGAAAUAUUACUGGCCCAAGUUACAAAGUUUUCAUGCGGACUACCGAAUUUAAUCCAUCUGCUGUUGAAAGUGUCUACAGCAGUGUUCUAGAAAGUUGGUAUAUAAGGAAACCUAAAAAUGAAGCGCUUCAAACGCAAGACGAAGUUAUGUUCACAACAAAAACCCUCUCUCUACCUUACAAGGGUGACAUUCUUGAUAUCAUGUCAGGAUUGGAUCUAUCCUGCAACAAACUAACCGGUGAAAUUCCAGAAGAACUAGGGUUGUUGUCCCAGAUUCGCGUUUUAAACCUGUCUCAUAACAUGCUGAGUGGACCAAUUCCAAAGAAUUUAUCUAAUCUUGCCAAUAUAGAAAGUUUGGACCUUUCUGUUGGUGCACUUGUGUCUGUACUUUGUCUGUAUUCGGUCACUUUGUAAACGAUGUCCUUGUCAGUC